ACAUAUCGAAUAAAAGCAAUACUGUGUGUGUAUUAGUAACCAAUACAGUAGGCAGUGAAUGCCUUGACACACUGUCGAUCUUGUUUGUUUCAAAAUUGCUUAUAAAGAACCCUGGGCUCACUGCUGGAGCUACGUACGAUUUCUCAAAGCAUUGUUACGAUACAGACUGGUAUGAGUAAAAUGUCGCGAAUACUUGGUCUGAAAACCAUAGGUAAAUUGUUGAAAUGCGUACCAUCCUCCAGAGCAAAUAAGUCAGUGAGACAUUUUCAAAAAACAUAUAAACGCAUGUUACUUCCGUGUGUUACUUCUUUCGAUUUUAUUCUCGGUACUGAACACUCGACUCUCGCGUGUAGUACCAGCACUGCAUGUGUUUGGCGAAGUUUGUUUCCGUGCGCUGCGCGCCUGUUGGCUUUUGGCAUGCUGCAUUCCAUCAUCAAGAUCUGCAUGCCUUCAGGAAAUGCUUGACAAAUAACACCAAAUGGGUUUUUUCAAGGCCCGGUACCUGUUCGCCGUGCUAGCAGCGGUGUCGUUCGCCAUCAUCUAUGGGCUGAAGGUGAACCUGAGCGUGUGUAUCGUGGCGAUGGUCAACCAGACGUACAUAAUGCAGGAGCUGCAGCACCCUAACGGCUCCGUCACCUCCGGCCACGAGUGCCCGGAUGACCCCGACGUUCACACCUCAUCAGAGGAUGGGCCAUUCAACUGGUCUGAGACGCAGCAAGGUCUCCUGCUGGGUGCCUAUUUCUGGGGGUACAUGGUGAGCGAGCUGCCUGGCGGUCGGAUGGCUGAGGUAUACAGCGCGCGCUGGGUCAUGUUCAGUGCCGUCGCCAUCAAUGUGCUGGGCACUGUACUCACGCCACCCGCGGCCUACUUCCAUUUCUACUGCCUGGUUGUGCUGCGUGUGCUCGAGGGCCUUGGAGGGGGUUUGACUUUCCCAGCGAUGCAUGUUAUGAUCUCUCACUGGGCUCCACCUCAUGACCGUGCUGUCCUUACUGCCAUCAUAUAUGCAGGUACAGCAAUGGGUACUGUGAUAUCAUUCCCCUUAUCUGGAGUCAUUGCUGGCUAUUUAGGUUGGGAAUGGGUCUUCUAUAUUAUGGGAGCUCUAGCUUCAAUCUGGCUUGUACUCUGGAUCUGCCUCAUAAAAGACACUCCUGAACAACAGUACUUCAUCACUGAGGAGGAGAGGAAUAUGAUAAUGGAUACAACUGGUGACAGGGUACACCAUUCGACACGCCACGUUCCAUGGAAAGCAAUGUUUACUUCAAUGCCUUUCUAUGCCAUUCUUGUGUGUCAUUUCUGUGGCAAUGUGGGUUGGUACAUGUUGCUGAUGCAACUACCAUCCUACAUGAAGCAUAUUUUGCACUUCCCAAUUAAAAAGAAUGCUGGCCUAUCUGCACUCCCUUAUUUCUGCAUGUGGCUUUUCACCGUAAUUCUGGGCAAAUCACUUGAAGCCCUUGAAGACAAGGGUGUGAUUUCACAAACUGGUUAUAGGAAGAUUGCCACAUCAAUAUCAUCUCUAGGAGGAGGUGCCUGUCUUGUUGCUGUAACCUAUGUUGGCUGUAAUAAGGUUGCAGCAGUUAUCCUUAUGACCUUUGCAGUCACAUUCAUGGGUGCCAUGUUUGAUGGAUACUUGGGAAACCAUAUAGAUAUUGCACCUCACUUUGCUGGCACAAUGAUGGCUAUCACAAAUACUGUAGCUACAAUACCAGGAAUUACUGUCCCUGUGCUUGUGGGCUACCUCACUGAAGGAAAUCAAACAAUUGCUCGGUGGAGGGCAAUUUUCUAUGGAACAUUUGGGGUUAAUAUCUUCCUCUUUAUAUUCUACAUGAUAUUUGGAACAGGUGUUGAACAACCAUGGAACAAAAUUGAUUAGCUGCUAUUGGUGUUGAUGACUUAUUUAAUUUAAAUAGUGUCAAGCUUUAUUCCUAUUUUGUGAUAAUUUUAUUUAAAGUUACAUUGUAUUUAAUAUUGUGGAAAUGUGUACAAGUGAUGUGUAUGUGCAAAUAACACUUUGCAAUAAUAAACAAUAUUUGAUAACAAAA
Molecule: messenger RNA, 2039 nt
Organism: Schistocerca gregaria
Lineage: Eukaryota; Metazoa; Arthropoda; Insecta; Orthoptera; Acrididae
Gene: MFS3
Product: sialin
Exons: 10
Coding region: 479-1870 (463 amino acids)
Biological process (GO): transmembrane transport; monoatomic anion transport
Molecular function (GO): transmembrane transporter activity
Source: RefSeq, a predicted model, not a curated record